AUGAACGUAAUUGAAAAUGCUGAAAAAGAAUGUGCCGUAUUGGGCUCUUUAUUUCAAGACAUCAUCAAUGAAAUGAAGAACAGUUCAACAUUAUGGGAAGAUUUAACAUGCAAAGCAAACAAAAUGCAUCUUCAAUUGAAAACAACUAUCACCACAUUCAGUUUAUUUCUCGAUGCAUUUCAACGUAUUGCAGAUUUGGCAACGAACACAAAAGGUGCAACACGAGAUAUCGGUACUGCAUUAACACGUUUAAUUCUACGUCAUAAGUCAAUUGAACAGAAAUUGAAGUCAUUUACAAGUUCGCUAGUUGAUACAUUCAUUCAGCCGUUAAAUGAACGUAUCGAGGAAUGGAAGAAAUCAACAAAUACUUUAGAUAAAGAUCAUGCGAAAGGUCUCAAAGAUUACAAAAAAUUACGUAAUGAAUUACGAAAGAAAGCACUCGAAACAACGAAAUUACAGAAAAAAUGUCAAAAAUUACCAAAACAUGAUAUACUACAUAACAAAUUGAAUUCAACUAUUCAAGAGGUCUCCAAUUAUUAUGGAAUGUUAGAAGAACGUGAAAAACAAGCGCUGAGAACAGCUAUGAUUGAAGAACGAAGUCGAUUUUGUACAUUAUUUACAUUAUUAAAACCUGUUAUGGAAUUAGAAAUAUCGCUUGCAUCAGAAAUGAGCCACAUCGAAGACUUAGUUCAAUAUUUAGCCAAACAUACAGUCGAUCCAUAUUGCCUACCAAAUGCAAGCGAACAGGUGAUUAAAGACAUCAAAGGCAUUGAUUACAGUACAAUCGUUGCAUUUAAGACACCACCGUCAUCACCAGGAUCGUUGAGUUCACGUAAAUCCAGUGUAUGUUCAAUCAAUAGUAUUAGUAGUUCAUCAUCGAGUUCAACGAGUCAUUCACGAAGUUCGAAUCUAAAGCAAGUACAAAUGCAACAACAACCACAGUCACAAAUACCGAUACCGAUACAGCAUCAAUUUUGUCAUUCAAACAAUACGAAUCGAUCAUUGUCCAUGCCUUCAAAUGUUGCUGUUAGCCGUCUAUCGAGUGUCUCAUCUCAAGAUUCAGGAUUUACGUCUCAAGAACAGUUCUUUGCACGUCCACCCUCACCACUCGAAGAAGCAGAACGUGAAGUUGAUGGCAGUUCUAGUCCACUUCUAGUUGUUUGUUCAACAUUGAAUGCUUGGGCGAAACGCCCCGAUCUUCCUCUCAAUGGAAAACAUUCGGCAACAGUUACCGGUGCACCUGAACCAGUAAAAGCCUGUCGGCCAGCAAUCACAGCGCACACGUUCGAUCCACCAUCGCCAAGUCUAUUCGAAAAACCCGCUUGGCAAAUCUAUGAAGAGCCAAGCUAUCGAUCCAUGACAAUUUCGGAGGAUGGACCGUAUGGAACAAUAUCUCGUCAACACUCGAUCCCGUCGCGCCGUUGCCGUAUACGUGAUCUGAGCUUGGAAAGACAUUCACCUAUGCGUGAACAACAUUACCAAUCGACUAUGAGUAAUAAUCUUGUCAAUGGACGCGUUAAACCUACUCAACCACCAGUAGCACCUGCAGAUUAUUAUGGUACAAUGACUAAUCGAUUAAGCACUGAUGAGCCUAAUCAACGUCUGCGAAGUUCUACACUACCUUCAGAAGUCAUUGCAUCCGAUGCACGAAACAUUGUAUGGCGUGAUCGGAUACGUCAGAGCGGUAGUGUUUCUUCAUCUCAGUAUGGAAGCUAUUAUGGUAGACCGUCAUAUGAAUCUGCAGAUGAAACUUUAGAUGAGAUGUAUGAAUAUUUAACCAAAAGUAGUCAUACGCCGAUUCACCAACAAAAGAAUGAAACACUUCGUCGAGGAAUGUCUAUCGCUCCGAAUCCAAGUGAAAAGCCAGCACCACCCAUACGUCGCACACCAUCGAUGAAUACAAAUUGCCAACAACAGGUUAAUAAUGGUUAUAUUGAGCUACAAUCACGAUUAAAAGCGCGAUUGAAACGUGCUGAAGAGAUAGCUGGUCAAGCUGACUUAGUAAAUUCACAACAACAACAACAACAACAUAAGAUGAUGACAGUUACCAAAGUAGUGACAAACAGAACAAUUGAUUCACGACCGAAUCCUCCCGAUGAAGAAUUUCCUCCUCCACCUCCUGAUUUUCUUGUCAACAACGAUUCUAAACCACCGGCACCUCCUCCGCCUCCUUGUGCAUCAACAAUAACAAAACCGGCACCAAUAGAUGCUCAUUCAUGUCUGCUUGCCGAGAUCCAACGCGGCUUAACACUACGUAAAACGAUGACUGAUAGAGAUCGAUCCGCUCCACGCAUCAAAUAA
Adineta ricciae is the source of this 2301-nucleotide messenger RNA. The record is from the annotation of a GenBank genome assembly. Lineage: Eukaryota; Metazoa; Rotifera; Eurotatoria; Adinetida; Adinetidae.